This is a messenger RNA of Pistacia vera, 3900 nucleotides long. Its product is annotated as putative disease resistance protein At3g14460. Lineage: Eukaryota; Viridiplantae; Streptophyta; Magnoliopsida; Sapindales; Anacardiaceae. The record is from RefSeq and is a predicted model, not a curated record. Gene Ontology annotation, biological process: defense response to other organism. The coding region runs from base 1 to 3900 and encodes 1299 amino acids. Gene Ontology annotation, molecular function: protein binding; ADP binding. The transcript is spliced from 3 exons.
AUGCCUCAAAGAAGUGUGGUUUCGUGGAAUGCUAUGAUAUCUGGGAAUGCACAAAAUGGGAAAUUUAGGGAGGCAAUAGAGAUGUUUCACGAGAAACAAAUGGGAGAUGUGCAUCCGAAUUAUGUGAAUUUUGUUAGUGUUCUUCCUGCAAUUUCGCGACUUGCGGCGCUUGAAUUAGGAAAAUGGGUGCAUUUGUAUGCAGAAGAAUGGGUAGAAGAAAAGAAGAGGCGGCAGUGGGUAGAGAGAUGUUUUGUUGAUAUUGUCACUCUCUCUUGCCUGUUGCUUCUUUGUGACUCAGCCAGAAUCAUGCCAAUGAAUGAAGUCGUUGUGGCCGCUGUGGGUGCAUUCCUCGGGGUGCUUUUCGACAGAUUGGUGAAUCCUAGGAUGCUGUCCUUUCUCAGUGGAUAUGGGAUAGAUUCAGUGAUAAAGCAGUGGAGGGAAAAGUUACCGAUGAUUCAAGCAGUACUUAACGACGCAGAAGAGAAGCAACUAACCAACAAGGCAGUGAAAAUGUGGUUGGAUGAUCUGCAACAAUUGGCUUAUGAUGUAGAUGAUAUUCUGGAUAAAUAUGCCACUCAACUUGAAGAGCGCAAAUUGAUGACUGCAGACCAGCCCACGGACAUCUUGACUGAUUAUUUCUCUUCUUUGAUGUCCAACCAUCACAUAAAGUCGGAGAUAGAAGAGGUAAAUCACCUCCUGGAAGAUCUUUGUGAACGAAGAGAUCGUCUUGGGUUGAAAGAGAUUGCUGGAGGGACAUCAACUGCUGUGCCGCAAAGACGACCAACCACAUCUUUGCAACACGAACCUGCUGUUAUUGGUAGAGAUGAUGAUAAAGCCAAAAUACUUGAAAUGAUUUCGAAGGAUAAACCAAGUGAUGACAACUUUCGUGUAGUACCCAUUGUCGGAAUGGGAGGAAUUGGCAAAACAACACUUGCUCGCGAAGUGUUCAAUGACAAGGCAGUGAAAGAUUUUGACCCAAAAGUAUGGGUUUCUGUUUCUGAUCAUGACCAUUUUGAUGAUGAAAAGAUCUGCAGGGCAAUUUUGGCAGAGAUAACUUCCAAGUCUUCCGAUGCGGAGACUUUUAACCAACUACAAGUUAAACUGAGAUCUCUAGUAGCUGGCAAAAAAUUCUUGCUUGUCCUGGAUGAUGUCUGGAAUGAAAAUCAUCAUAACUGGGAAAUCCUAAAAGCUCCCUUCAUGGCAGGAGCACCGGGGAGUAGGAUAAUUGUUACAACACGCAACCUCAAAGUUGUGUCAACAAUGACUGGAUCCAUUGAAAGUCAUAAUGUGAAGCUCUUAUCCGAAGGAGAGUGUUGGUCCGUGUUCGCCAAACUUGCAUUCGAGAAUAAAGAUAUUGCCAAAUUUACAAAUUUGGAAUAUAUUCGUCAAAAAGUUGCCUCGAAGUGCAAUGGCUUACCCUUGGCUGCUAGGACUCUUGGUGGCCUUCUACGUUCUGAGCCAAGAGAAAGUAAGUGGGAAACUAUUUUAGACAGUAAAAUAUGGGAAGAUACAUUGUACUCAAGUAAGCAGAGUGAGAUUCCUGCGGCGUUAAAAUUAAGCUACCACCAUCUUCCUUCCCAUCUUAAAAGAUGUUUUGCAUAUUGUGCAAUUUUUCCGAAGAAUUAUGAAUUCGAAGAGGAGGAGCUUGUCCUUUUGUGGAUGGCAGAAGGUCUAAUUCAAAAGUCAAAAGACAGUAUGGAAUUAGAAGAUGUAGGCGUUGAAUUGUUUCAAGAUCUGUUGUCAAGAUCACUUUUCCAGAAAUCAAUCAAAAUGUUCCGUUCUACUUAUGUAAUGCAUGAUCUUAUUAAUGAUUUGGCAAAAUGGGCUUCUGGAGAUACAAUUUGUAGAUUGGAGGAUGAAUUAAGGAUCAACAACCAAUUAGAAGUAUUAAAAAAGAUUCGCUACUUGUCGAUUUGCCACUUGUCUUACAAAGGUCAGUCUAAUGUGAGAACUGACCUGUGUAAUGUGAGGACUAAAUUUGAAGCACUCCUUGAAGCUGUGAACUUGAGGACAAUCUUGGAAGUCAACUAUCAUGCAUCUGGUAUAGAUUUUCCAAAUUUUUUGCCAAAAUUCAAGAAAUUGAGGGUGUUGUCUCUAAUGGGUGCUACGAUAGUUAGUUUACCUGAUACAAUUGGAGAUUUGAAACAUUUGAGGUACCUUAGUCUUUCAGACACCAUGAUUACAAGCCUACCUGAAUCAACAAAUUCCUUAAUCAACUUAGAGGUUUUACAAUUAAGAUGGCGUCAAUCAAUCAAAAAAUUACCUCCUAUGGGAAAUUUGGUCAAUCUACGCCAUCUUAAUAUCCAAGGAGUAAAUUUAACAGACAUGCCACUGGGAAUGGAAAAUUGGAAGAAUCUUCGAACAUUAUCUAAUUUUGUUGUGGGCAAAGAUAUUAGAUCCAGUUUGAAUGUUUUAAGUAACUUCAAGUUUCUUAGUGGAAAGCUUCAUAUUUCAAAAUUAAAAAAUGCUACCUCAUUUCCGCCAGAAGAGAUAUUAUGUGAUAAGGAGAAGUUAGACGAAUUAUGGCUAGAUUGGGAUUGUAGCAAUGGUGAUAAAGCGUGUCAAAGUGAGGAAGUACAGAAAAAUGUACUUGAUAUAUUAAGACCUCACAAAAAUUUAAAGAAGCUCUGCGUGGAACGAUAUGGUGGCACACAAUUUCCAGAUUGGCUUGGAGAUUUGUCAUUGUCUCUAACUUCCCUGGAGACACUUGAGAUUGAUCGCUGUCACAAUUUGCAAUGUCUGUUUUCUGAUAGAAAAGUGGGCACUUCAUCUUCCUCUUCUUCACUGAUGGACACUCGGCUUCUUAAUCUGAGGAUCACCAAUUGCUCAUCUCUCAUGAGUUUAUCAUCAACAGGUCAGUCACCUAAGACGCUUGAGCACCUUGAAAGUUUACAAAUUUACAAUUGUGAUUCUUUGACAUGCAUUGUGAGAGGUCAGCUACCUUCAUCUCUGAGAGAGCUAUCUGUAAAUCGUUGUAAGAAAUUGAAGUGUUUGUUGGAUGAUACAGAAGUUGUUGGCACUUCUUCUCUAUCUUCUUCUUCAGUGAUUCACAGAGAGAACAUUGACAGCACUAGAAUAUCUCAGUCUCAGCUAGAAGACUUGGACAUCAGCAUGUGCUCAUCUCUCGCUUGUUUAUCAUCGAAAGGUCUGUCACUUACUAAACUUAAGCGCCUCAAAAUUGACAAUUGCUCAAGUCUCUCUACUUUAUCAUUAAUGGGCCAUUUACCUGCACUCAGAAAAAUUAAGAUCUCCCUUUGCCCAAAUCUCCCCAUCUUAUUGUUAGAAGACCAACCAACUGAAGCACUUAAAUACCUCACGGUUAUUCACUGUGAAAAAUUAGAGCUAAUAGCGAAGAGGUUCCAGAAAAACUUGGCUCUCCAAGAUAGUUGUAUGGACAUUUGUUAUAAUCUUAAAUCCCUACCAGAGGGUUUACACAAUCUUAAUUUUCUUCGUAAGAUUUCCAUAUAUAGAUGUGAUAGUCUUUUGUCCUUCCCUGAUGAAAGGCUUCCUAGCACAAUCCGAGAAGUCUAUAUAUCUGGUUGUGGGAAUCUUAAAGCUCUUCCCAAUGGCAUCCACACCCUCAACUCUCUUCAAACGUUGACGAUAUCCCAUUGUCCAAGAAUAACAUUUCCAGAAGAAGGUCUCCCCACCAGCCUCACAUCACUUACAGUUGGAGGUCCGAAUAUCUGUAAGCCACUGAUGGAGUGGAGAUUGCACAAGCUCACCUCUCUUAAAUACCUCUGGAUUGAGUGGGGAUUGUACAAGCCCUUUCUUACCUCUCACUCGACUAAUGAAGUCUCAGAUGCAGAAUCUUUUCCAAAGGAAAGGAUAGGAGGGCCUCCCAUCCUCACUUUCGAUAUUAAGGAUUUUGGAUUGCGGCCUGUUAAAAGAACAGUGUAA